GCCGUCGUCAUUCGAGUACCGACACGCAACGUGUGUAGAGGUAGACAAGCGUACCGUACGGUACUUUUUUUCUCGCUCACUUUGCAGCCGUCUAGUGAACUCGAUUUUGUGAUUUUCUUCAACGUGCAAAUAGGCGUACAUAUUAAUCCCCGUCUGUGCCACUUGUGGUGUUAAUUUCUUGUCGAAAGUAUCGUCGAACGUGAGUUCGAUUCACAGUGAUCCCGUGUGAAGUGGAGUUUCCAGCGGAAGUAUGAUUUCCCAGUGAUAAAAAUGUGUUUUCGUGAACGUCCAUCAUCGUCGUUUCUUGUUGGCAUGCGAAAGAGAAGAGCUGGCUGCUGGCAGGCGAUGAAGUAAUUCGUAGGAAUUUUGAAUAUGUGUGGGUAAUUGAGGCCGUGCCAGGUGCGUGUUAGUGGUAGUGUGCUCUCGAUUUGCCUUUGGAUGUAAUUUUGGCACAUUUCGAACAGUGUGGAGUAGCAACAACAAUUAGCGCAAUAAGAAAAAAGGGAAGUCCAUUAUUCUGAUCUUUUUGUGUGUGUGUAAAAUAGAUAACAGAACGAAGUUUGAAAAUUGCACAAAACUGAUAGAUAAAAAAUACUACGAGAGUUAGACAAGACAACGGUAGAAAAGAAAAAGAGAAAACACAUAGGCCAGUCCGUGCGCGAGAGCGAACAGCAAGACCACCUCUAUUGAGCAAGGUUAUCGUCAUCUAAUUUUCAUGAAUGAAUGUUGUGAACGUUGUAAACGAUCGUAGCAGUCGUUCAGUGCAAAAACAUCCAACCUGCCAACUGACGGCCAGCAACAAUAAACGCCUACUGCGGCGGUAGUGUGAGGGAGACGCAGCGCGAGAAAAUAACCUGCCAGCAUAGGAAGUGAAGUUAAAAUAUAUACAUUUUGUAUACGUCUUAUCUGCGCAUUUGAUAAGGCUAACCAAAACAACAAGGGGCGGUGUUUGUUAUUUUCCAUCAAUAACAGCAGCACCGAUGAGGAACGAAUUUCAACACUAGCUGGCGUUCGCUUUGAUCUGGAAUCACAGUUUCGCUUCAAGACAGAACCAAAUUCUUCGGAAACUGCCACCUGGAACGGAGUUCUGGCCCUGGAAAGGACAGCAGUUUGGAGUGAUCAACAAAUGGCACACUAGAGAAAACAUAGUUUUGACUGUAUAGUUUCAUCAUCGUUUGAAAAAAGGUGCUUGUAACGAUCGUAAGAGGAAGUGUUUAAAGCAGGGUUGUGCAAAUAGAGCUUCCCUCUCUCACUACCCCCCUCCCCACCCACCUUCCAUUGCAGUGUACGUGUGUGAUAACAAUCGCCGAUGGGGGCUAGGCAUAGUCGCCGACAGCAGCAGCAGCAAAGAAACCAAGUGCAAACCGCGCAAAGUCAAACGCAACAUCAUCCGUCGUCGUCGUCUUCGUCAUCAUCAGCAUCUGGGUCAUCACUGUCAGUUGUUAGUUGGCCGAGCAGCAUAGCCGAUGUAGAUGAGCCGGACGACGAGGAGCAAAAAUCCUCCAAUAGUAGUUUGGUUAUAACGAUCUGUAUGUUAAAGAUGGAACCGAGUCAGGAAGCAGCGACCGUAGCGAGUGUUGAAGAUGCACCAUCAUCGAUAGCAGUGGCAUCGCCCUCCGAGCAGUGUAAUGCUGAUGGUGGCACAAUGGAGUCACAACCGCCAGCGAAUACCGUGCCACCCGCUACGGAACAAGCCAAGUGUGGCUGUUAUGAAAACAACGAUUGUUCGAUCAAUUUAGCACCUGCUACAGAAGCAAUCGUUAGCAGUUCCAGCGCAAGUUCCUUGUUGUCAUCAGAAGCAGUGUACAACAUAAGCAGCAGUUCGGACGGUGGUAAUAACAAUAACAAUCAACCAGAAACGUCCGCUUUCAAAUGUGGCUGUAACUGUAAUAACGACCGCAACGAUAGUGUCAACAACAAUAACAGACCGAUUGCAAUUAAUUCCCUUCCUACGCCGAUAGCAGCAGCAGCGGGAGGAACAACAACAACAACGACAACAUCGACAGCAGUUUUCACAAACGCCGAAGAAGCGUCGCGUAAUGAUCGCGCAAACAACAAUGAGACGGCGUUGAUUGGUGACAUUCUCAGCGGACAUCAUCAUCUGCUGCAUCAUCACCACCAUCAUCACCAUCACCAUCACCAUCAUCAUGUACCGACCUGGCCAUGUACGACGUCUUCCCUGCUGGCGGUGGCUACCAAUGCUCCCGCUGUUAUGACAACUUCUUCCGCUGCUCCUGCGAGUAAUAAUGCCAGCGUAUUGAAUCGUACUAUGCAGCACCAUCAGCAGCAGCUGCGUCAACAACAACUGCUCCUUUCGACGCCGCCUACGACAACGUUGGCGGCAGUCUCCUCCCAGGGUCCAGUGAGCCCCAGUCUGAUGGUUACGGCCAGUUCCGUUUGUGAAAUGAGUGAUAAGUUAAGUGAUUUGAAGCUACCCGUGAAUGACAGCACCAGUGCCAGUGCCAGUGAUGUGCGAAAUAACAGCAACGCUAGUGAUGAGCAUCCCUUCAGCGUCGGCGAGUGUCCUCGGUGUGCUGUCGCAUCGAAGCACGGUUCCAGCGGCGGGGUACAGGAGGAGAAGAUACUGAACACCACACCGGGCAGCGAGAAAGUAUCAACAACGACCAGCUCACCGACAGUGGAAGCCUCCGGCUGUUGCCGACCAGUGACGACCGUCCCGGCAGUGCCAUCACCAUCCACAUCCGGUAUCACAGCAACGCUGCUCAGCUCGUUCACGUCGUCCUCGGGUAAAAAGUCGCGUCACUGCAAAUGCUGCCGCACUGCCAUCUGUCUCAACCAAUCGAACGGCGCUGGUGGAAAAGCGAUCUCCUCCGGAACGGGCGCUAGUUCCAGCACCAAAGCAACCGGUGCGAAAGCGAAGAAGGGUAACUGGGGCCUGAAGUUCAACUGUGCCAAACUGCGGGGAACCAAGGCCAGUCAGAAUGCGGCAGCCUCGUCUCCGUCUACGGCGGAAGUGGUGUACGAUUGCGUUCCUACUCAUUCCGCGGGCAAUGCAGCCGCUGGUCAACCUUCCAAUGCUUCUAUUCCUCAAACAACAGCUUCAUUGAUUGGCGGCUCCAGUCGGCUUCGAAGUGAAUCAGAAAAGGUGGAUUCAUGCGUUUGUACCGCAUAUCGCAAGGUGGAGGAACUUCCCUCGACUAUCUCUUCCAACAACGGUUACCCGCUGCAAUCGAGUUCGCUGUUGCUUCCCCAUCACCACUUGCAUCACCAUCAUCACCACUUGGAUGGAGCAGCCGCGUCUACAUCCGCCAGCGGUCGUACGAUUCCCGUUGGCCAACCAAACCACGCAUUCCUAUUUCCGUCAGCGGCUACCGGUGCGGCGGUGACAGCAACAUCUGCAGGACAGCACGAGCUGCACGCGCAUCAUCACCCAGCCGCGACCACGACCACCAUCAUCCACCGGAUAGAUCGAAAUGCUGCACAGGCACUACUUAGUGCCGGUGGCCAUCCGGCGGGUAACUCUCUGAUCGUGGUUGCCACACCCGGUAUGAUUGACAUCUCUCGACUCAACAGCGCCGAUGACUUCUCGUUGGAAGAUUGUGACGAAUUGGCGCGUAUCCAGCGGGAGCUGGAAAUCCGGGAGGGUGUGGAUGCACCACCCAAUCUAGCACGAGUGGCAGUGUCGAGUGCUGCUGCUUCGAACGCCAGUGGCAGUCAUCAGAUUACCUUUGUAUGCGCGCCGGACUCAGCGUUCAGUCUACUGCAGCGAGGUCUCCUGCUGCCCAACAAUUUACUGCAAGCCGAGGACAUGCUACGAGUUCACUCCCAGGUCGACUUCAUUCACUGCCUGGUGCCGGAUCUGCAGAAAAUUACCAGUUGCUGCUUCUACUGGGGCAAAAUGGACCGAUACGAGGCGGAGAAGUUGCUCGAGGGUAAACCGGAGGGAACUUUCCUGCUGCGCGAUUCCGCACAGGAAGAUUUUCUAUUUUCCGUUUCCUUCCGGAAGUACUGUCGCUCACUGCAUGCCCGUAUCGAGCAGUUCAACCACAAGUUCAGCUUUGACUCGCGGGAUCCAGGAGUUUACACCGCAUCCACUGUGACCGGCCUGCUGGAGCACUACAAGGACCCGUCCUGUGUGAUGUUUUUCGAACCGAUGCUAACCUAUCCGUUGAAGCGUAACUUUUGCUUCUCACUGCAGCAGCUGUGCAGGGCGACGAUCGUCAGCAACACAACCUACGACGGCAUUAACGAACUUCCUCUGCCGAAGUCCUUAAAAUCCUACCUAAAGGAGUAUCACUACCGUCAACGGGUGCGCUACAAGGUCAUGGAGGACCCGCUGUACUCGGACGUUCCGCACACGUACUCCGGUUCCGCUUGGUAGUAGCAGCAGCGGUUUCGGCGCGCUCUAACGGACGAUGAAGUCGACGAGCUCGAAGAGGACGAGGAGAUAUACGGGGGGAAUCAGACUGCCCGAUGGCACGGGCGGAGGCAACGGAACGGAGCUACCAACUACUUGACUGCACUGCUAGAGAUGGGUGGUGCCAGUGGUUGGCCCGAUCUGAUUGCAGCCGCCAUUGCCCGGGAAGAGCGCGAGGAUGAGGAAACGCUGCGCCGCAUUCGGGCCGAACGAAACCGCCUGAGAAAUCUGUUUUGCUGCUUUAGCAGUACCAGUAGCCGUUGAGGCUUUGUCCUACUGUCAUUGUAUAGCGUACUUUUCCGGCCUCGGUUCGACGGCUAAUUAUUUAUCAUACAAUUUGUUAACGUUCUAAGUUAUUGUUCGUCAUACGUACGAGCGGAGCUGCAACACUGACGGCCGCUGCCGAAUCCAUUUCAAUUCAUUUCAUUCAGCAAACAAUCAAUCGAACGACAACAACGACAGUGUUUGUCGGUGAGGAAUGAAUUUUCUGUGAUAAGCUUUGGUUCCUUGUUUUCGUCACUCUCGCUGUGAAUCGAGCUUGUAGAAAAAUAAGCUUCGAACUCUGUGUAGCAAACUGGUGGAAAGACCACGCGAAGGGUUCGAAUCGUUGCAGUUCUGCAUUCUGUUUAGGUUGUAGAAAGAAAUACAAAACAAACAAAAAACGAAGUGCUAGGUGAAAUCGCAACACCUUAUGUUGUAGUUCUCAGUUCUAGCGAAAUGGCAAAGACCAGUUUACUGUACAUACAGACACAUUAGUUUAAUGAACGUAUAUUGUAGUAGUCUAAUAUUAGUAUGGUUACUGAAUUAUGAAAUGUAGCGCAGGAGUAAAGCCACGAAUGUCUUUGGUAAUGAAGCUAUAAACCAGCGAAUCUUAUGCUUGAAGGAAAGAGUUUCGAUUUUGUUGCGUCUGUUUUUUUUUUUUUGUUGAUUACUUUUAAUUAUGUACAAAAGCGGAAGAAAAACAAGCUUGUGGGAAACUUAAGCGAAGUAUACUACUACCUUACUAUGUAGGCUAAUCUAGGUUUGAUAAGACAACAAUUUGCCCCCAGAAGUAAACCUCACAGUUACAAUCCACAAUCUCUCCAGUUGCCACACAUACCCACACUAAAGAUAUACGCCCAAUAAAACAAGUGUUAUGCGUGUACAUAACCAGUUGAGGGUUAUCCCGUUAUAAGUACGGGAAUCCCAGUAUUGAAAGCCCCGCAACAAAACGGUAAACUGUUAAAACAAACUCAUAUCCACAAGCAGCAACUAUGAUAUGUAAGCUGAGGAUGCAAAUACUGAUCCGGUAGUUACGUUCCCAGUGCAGACUAAACAAUAACCGAUAGUGCGUAGUGAAGUCAAAAUAAACGCAAGUAAUUGUACAGUAUCAAUAUAGUAA
Molecule: messenger RNA, 5759 nt
Organism: Wyeomyia smithii (pitcher-plant mosquito)
Lineage: Eukaryota; Metazoa; Arthropoda; Insecta; Diptera; Culicidae
Gene: Socs36E
Product: probable serine/threonine-protein kinase DDB_G0282963
Exons: 7
Coding region: 1310-4342 (1010 amino acids)
Biological process (GO): intracellular signal transduction; phosphatidylinositol phosphate biosynthetic process
Cellular component (GO): phosphatidylinositol 3-kinase complex
Molecular function (GO): 1-phosphatidylinositol-3-kinase regulator activity
Source: RefSeq, a predicted model, not a curated record